Messenger RNA from Auxenochlorella protothecoides, 1542 nucleotides. RefSeq names its product Leucine-rich repeat-containing protein 40. The coding region runs from base 1 to 1542 and encodes 513 amino acids. The record is from RefSeq and is a predicted model, not a curated record. The transcript is spliced from 3 exons. NCBI's taxonomy places the organism in Eukaryota, Viridiplantae, Chlorophyta, Trebouxiophyceae, Chlorellales, Chlorellaceae. Gene Ontology annotation, molecular function: protein binding.
AUGAUAGAGCGCCUGCCGGAGAGGGUGGCCAUCGACAUCCUGUCGAAGGCCUACCUCACCUCCCAGCCAUCCGACGGGCCCCUCAUCUGGAGGGAGUAUGGCGGGUGCAAUCCUUUGCGCACCGUGGCCCCCCUCGUGUGCAAGGCCUGGAACGAGCUGAUCCGAAGCCCCGCUGCCGGCAAGGUGUUCUUCAGGCGGGUGCGCAUUGUGGAUGCCUGCAUCCUCCCCCUGCGCCGCUUCAAGCCCGACGCCCUCCUGAGGUGGUUCAAGGAGAGGGCCCGGCUCUACGUCCAGGAGCUGGAGGUGAACCUGAGCUCCUUCUUCUCCAGCCCGCCCGUGCUGGAGCGCGUCUCGCAGCUGCUCUGCGAGCUGAUCGCGGCGGCCCCCGCGCUGCAGGUCCUGCACCUGACGGGAGAGCUGGAGCUGGACCGCGUGUUCGACGCCAUGCCCGCCACCCCCGGCGCGCUGGGCGCGCUGCGCUCGGUGCACCUCGCGCGCGGUGGCGCGGGGAACUGGGGCGUGGCCUCCUGCGUGGCGGCGCUGGCCUGCGUGCCCUCCCUCACCCAGCUCCAGGUCAUCUUCCGGUCGGACCUGGAGGAGCCGCCGCCCGGCCUGCCCGCCUCCAUCGCCGCGCUGCGCACGCUGCGCCACCUGGCGCUGACCUGGCCCACGCGCAGCGCGCUGCCCCCGGCCGCCCCGCUCCCGGACGGCCUGGGCGACCUGGCGCAGCUGACCACGCUGCAGCUGCGCCGCGUGCCCGCCACCUGCGUGCCCGGCUGGCUGGGUCGCCUGGCGGGCCUGCGCCACCUCUACUGGGACCUGUGCCUACCCGCCGACGUCCCCGCCACCCCGCCCCCAGGCCUGGACGCGCUCACCGGCCUCCGCACGCUCUACAUCGACCUGGCGCCGCCGCUGGCCCUGGCGCCAAGCCUGGCCGGCCUCCGCACGCUGGUCAUGGUGGGGCACGCUGCGCCUGACGCCCCCGACCAGGACUGGGACUGGCUGGCGCCCUUCACCAAGCUCCGCUCCCUGCGCAUACAGGGCGGCGGCAUGCGCACGCUCCCCCCCGUGCUGCGCGACGCGACGACGCUGACGCGUCUGUCGCUGAACAACAACCGGCUGUCGGACCUGCCCGACGGCCCCUGGCUGGCAGGCGUCACCGCCCUGCACCUGGGCAGCAACCGCUUCGGCGCCUUCCCGCGCGCGCUGCGCUCCGCGCGCGCGCUGCAGUCCCUGCACCUGGCCAACCAGAGGGACGAGGGCGGCGCGCUGCGCCGCGGCACGCCGGAGCUGACGCUGGAGGCCGCCGACGUGGCCGCGCUGUGCACCCUGCCGGCGCUGCGCCUGGUGGUGCUGGCCCAGGCCCAGCCGCGCGUACGCGGCGCCGCGGCCGCCGCGCCGCUGGACUACUCCUGGCUGCAGCGCGCGCUGGCGGCGCGGCGCGUGCGCCUGACCAGCAACGAGCUGGCCUUCGAGCUGGAGAGCCUGCCCAUGUUCGACACGCCCCACGUGGGCUGGGCGGGGAGCGUGAACACGCUGUGA